UGCCCCGCAAACAGGAAACGAAAUUCAAUAAGUUCGACUUUUCACCCUGAAAAUUCGCAAAUAAUUUUUUUAUAUUGCAAGAAAAUUAGUCACUUAUCAAGUUUUUUAAUUGUUCAUAAUGUCGCUGUACGACGAUAUCGACACGGCCACGGGCAAGAAAACCGAUACGAGCAACGUGGCAGGGUGGGCUUCUGGUAUCAAGUUUAUGCAGAACCAUGUUCAUCUCAAGAAAAAGUCUUUGCCGCAGCCAAAACGAGAAGUCCGUCGUCAACAACAGCUCGCUCCAGUGAUAGCAUUCAAGGGAAAAUCGAACAGUGCAGUUUCUGGGAAUGGAUCAAGUGGUCCAUCAUUUAUUCUCCCAUACCAAUCCGUCUCGAAAAAGUCGAGAGGAAAUGUUUCUACGAAAUCACUUUCCUUCAUUGCUGUCGAUCCAGAAUGGCAAUUUGAUAAUGAAUAUGACCCAUAUUUUCCAAACGAGUACGAAAAAGCACUCAGGGAGCUCAGAGAAAGGAGAGAUAAAGAGGCUGAAGAGGAAGAGGCAAAGAGAAGGCUGGAGAUUCAAGAAGGUGGUAAUGACAAUUAUGAGAUGGAAGAUCAAGGCAAUAAGGAGAAAGUUGGAGGAGUCACUAUUGCACCGCCAGCGUCGCUACAUGCUGUUGCUCCGUAUAAUGAAGAUGAUCAACCCUUCUCAACUGCGGAUAUGGGCAAGUCGCCCUCGUCCUUUGGAAGACUGAUGGCUGGGUGCAGUGGGGGGAAUAGUAGGGGUGGUUUUGGGCUGGGUAGUGGUGGUGUUGGCUCAAGUCCUGUAUCAGGGGCUACAGCAGCAGCUAAGAUUAUGGCGAAAUAUGGUUACAAAGAGGGGACCGGUUUGGGAAGGAUGGGACAAGGAAUGUCAACUGCGCUGCAAGUUGAAAAAACCAGUCAUCGAAUUGGAAGAAUUAUCCAUGAAAAAGAUGUCGCAAAGGAGGCUUCAACACCUAAUUUUGUAUCGUCGUACAUAGAUGAUGACGAGUUCGAAAUGGAACCACCACAACUACCAGAAGAUAAGCCUGUUGAUACAAGUUUACAGUUGAAAUCAGAACAAGAACAGUAUGCCGAAGAUCAGCUAAAAAAUCCUUCAAAAGUUGUUCUUCUCCAGAAUAUGGUUGGCCCUGGAGAAGUAGAUGAUGACCUAGAACCUGAGGUGAAAGAAGAGUGUCAAAAAUAUGGAGAAGUUGUUGCAGUUAUUGUGUUCCAAAUGCCUGAUGUCGACAGUGAAGAUUCUAUAAGAAUUUUUGUAGAAUUUGUUAAAGUAACCUCUGCAGUUAAAGCAUUCAUGGAUCUAAAUGGAAGAUUCUUUGGUGGCCGUCAAUUAAAAGCUGCUUUUUAUGAUCCCGAUAAGUUUAAUAAUCUGGAACUGACUUGCUAAUAAUUUCAAGUAGUUCUCAUAAUUAAUUACACUCUACGAUUAAUUACAUUCGUAUUUUUAUUGCUACUUAUUGUUACAGAUUCAAAAUAUAGAUAAGCAAUUUUUACCGGA
Molecule: messenger RNA, 1519 nt
Organism: Folsomia candida
Lineage: Eukaryota; Metazoa; Arthropoda; Collembola; Entomobryomorpha; Isotomidae
Gene: Spf45
Product: splicing factor 45
Exons: 5
Coding region: 119-1408 (429 amino acids)
Biological process (GO): mRNA cis splicing, via spliceosome; alternative mRNA splicing, via spliceosome
Cellular component (GO): precatalytic spliceosome
Molecular function (GO): RNA binding
Source: RefSeq, a predicted model, not a curated record